UUUUUUCUUUUUCUUCCAAGCAUAUUACAUGUAGGUUCAUAAUUAAUAAAUUUAUUUGACACUUGUACUUGUGCAUUAUAAUAGAGUCUCCAAGACUUUAGUUUAGGUGCGCAUAAGCUAUGUCCAAAUAUCAGGCUUAUUAGAAGACAAAAAAAAAAAAGUCUAGUUUUUCUUGAAUUUCUUGCGUGUAGAGUAAUGUCCAUAUUUCUCGCUUUAUUUGCGGUUGAGAAAACAUUUUUCUGUUUUUAAAUACACGCUCAAUUCAUUGCUUCUUCAUUUUCUUCCUUCAAUUUCUCUUCCAAUAAUCACUUCUAACGAUUCCAUGGCUCUAGAACAAUCUUUUGGUGAACCUAUGAUCAGUUUUGGAUCUGAUAAAGAUAUUUCCCUAAAGAAGAGGAACUCCGUUCCAGUUACAACGUCAAACUCCGGAAAUAUGAUGGGAUGUUUUGAUUGCAACAUUUGUCUUGAUUCUGCACACGAUCCUGUAGUCACCCUCUGCGGUCACCUAUACUGCUGGCGUUGCAUUUACAAGUGGCUUCAAGUUGAGAACUCUGCCUCGGGAUCAGAAGAGACGCAUAAAUGUCCGGUCUGCAAAUCCCACAUCUCAAACUCCUCACUGGUACCUCUAUAUGGCCGCGGGACAUCAUCAGCAGAAUGCGGAUCCAACGAGUCCCAACUUGAUGUCACCGUACCUCGCAGGCCUCAAGGAAUUUGGACAACAACCACACAAGUUAAUACAUCAUCACCUUCAACUUCUCACGUCCAUCAACAACUUCAUCACGCUUCGUUGUAUUAUCCACCACCCUCGAUUCAUCACCAACAAUACUUCCCCCAUGCUUUUGGUGGCUAUGCAGCCAUAGCUCCGUCUAGCUUCGGAGGCACUGCAAUGACUCGGUUAUUCAGCCCGAUGGUCGUGAUGUUUAGUGAAAUGUUCCUCGCAAGGAUGUUGGGGGGCUCAGAUGCAAACUCGUUUUACCCCAUCCCGGGAGGCGGUGGUAGCUCUAGAAUGAGAAGGCAAGAAAUGCAGGUGGACAAAUCUCUUAACAGAUUAUCCAUCUUUCUCUUCUGUGCCUUCAUCUUGUGCCUUCUCCUAUUCUGAUUACACCUAUUAUAUGCUUCUUCAUCAUUGUACAGACGUACAAAAUUAUGUGACUGUGCCCUAUACCUAUGGACGGCCUAUUGAAACGCAUAGGUGGCAUCAGCAGUCAGGCAUGUAGUUGAUAGCUUUUAAAAAAAAGACUUACAGUUAUUAAACAGAAAAGGCUAUAUAUACCUUGCAAAGGUUGCUUUUAUACUUUCUGUGGCUUUAUUCCCACAAUUUAUUUACAUCUUUUCACUUUGCCUUGGUGUAUUCGCGUUGAACGAGUGCGAUAUGAAUAUAGAUACUUCGCGUGAA
Molecule: messenger RNA, 1396 nt
Organism: Lycium ferocissimum
Lineage: Eukaryota; Viridiplantae; Streptophyta; Magnoliopsida; Solanales; Solanaceae
Product: E3 ubiquitin-protein ligase RMA3-like
Exons: 2
Coding region: 323-1099 (258 amino acids)
Biological process (GO): ubiquitin-dependent protein catabolic process
Cellular component (GO): endoplasmic reticulum
Molecular function (GO): ubiquitin-like protein conjugating enzyme binding; ubiquitin protein ligase activity
Source: RefSeq, a predicted model, not a curated record